AUGAUUGUUUACCCUGCUGACCAUGGGGACAUGGAUCAAUUGAUUAACUUGGUAAGCAGUGAAAACCAAGAAGUUGUAAGAUGUGCUUGUGGAGCCUUAGUUAACAUGUUACUCGAUUCUCAAGGUAGAAAACAAUUUUUGAUUUCGAAAGGAAUCGAUAAUUUAGCAGGAAGAGCCAUUUGGAAUUCUUGUGCUGAUGUGUCUUCCGCAGCCAUGCACAAUAAUAUGGAAAGAUUGCUUAAUAUAUUAGCUAAUUCAUUAGAAGAAGAAAAAUGGAACGAUGGAGACGCUGCAUGGGAAGAAUUUGCAUCAAUAGCAACUGAUUUAUUAGAAAAAAUUAAUUCUCAUUUUGAAGUUUCUGCUUAG
Pediculus humanus corporis (human body louse) is the source of this 366-nucleotide messenger RNA. RefSeq lists its product as uncharacterized. The record is from RefSeq and is a predicted model, not a curated record. Gene Ontology annotation, biological process: cilium organization. Gene Ontology annotation, molecular function: protein binding. Bases 1 to 366 code for a protein of 121 amino acids. The transcript is spliced from 4 exons. Lineage: Eukaryota; Metazoa; Arthropoda; Insecta; Psocodea; Pediculidae.